Messenger RNA from Acanthosepion pharaonis, 612 nucleotides. NCBI's taxonomy places the organism in Eukaryota, Metazoa, Mollusca, Cephalopoda, Sepiida, Sepiidae. The record is from the annotation of a GenBank genome assembly.
AUGAGGUUGCACCGCUUCAACAUCAACUUCUAUUCGCAUUUUACACAGCAUUUCUACAACCCUUCAAAUGGCUCCUACACGACGAACAUCCGCACGUCAGCAACUGAAGAGCCUAAUACCGUUAACGUUGCACAUGCAGAACAGGCGACUGCGGAGGAGCACAUAAUAACUCCGGUUACAGAUGAUCAUAUAGCGUCUACUUCAACCUAUGCUUUACACUGUUCUGUGUGCCGUGGCGAUGACCAACCCGGCAGCUCUGCAAAGGCUGCAAAACAACCAGGCGAGGCCACCUUAGCAGGGCAUCGAAAAGCUACUCGCAAUGCAGCCGACGCCCCUGCAACUUCCAUUCGACGGUCCCAGGAGACCACGGCUGAGAAAACCGCACGUAACGCAGCGAAAGCUGCGGCAACGUCCAUUCGACGGUCCCAGGAAUCCAUGGCUGAGAAAACCGCACGCCAUGCAGCCGACGCCGCUGCAACUUCUGCUGCAAGGGCGUCAGAAAGUUCCGCGCAAAAGCGCACAAGGCGGCAACGCGAUGCAAUUUCAACUUCCGCUGCUAGAGCUGUAGAAGGACCUACUGAAAGGCUUGAAAGGUUGCAGACUGUUAACUAG